Messenger RNA from Thamnophis elegans (Western terrestrial garter snake), 1575 nucleotides. RefSeq names its product T cell leukemia translocation altered (gene TCTA). Bases 114 to 449 code for a protein of 111 amino acids. The record is from RefSeq and is a predicted model, not a curated record. The transcript is spliced from 3 exons. Lineage: Eukaryota; Metazoa; Chordata; Lepidosauria; Squamata; Natricidae.
UUGCCUCCAGCGCAUGCGCGUUGAGGAGCCGCUGACAGUUUUGUUUGGAUUUGUGGCGCAGCGUUGAGCCCUGGUGGGUCUCGCCAUUGUGCGAGCAGCGGCGGGUGGGCUUGAUGGCGGCUGAGGCUGAGGCAGGGGCCGACCCGGCUUCCGCGGAGUGGGAGGCCCCCACGCGCGUGUUGCGGGCUCUCACCUGGCUCGGCCAAGAGUUCCUGUCGGACUGGGAGGCCCAGGACUUGCGGGCCGCCCUCUUCCAGCUGCUGCUGCUCUGGCUGCUGGUGAGCUUGCUGGGCAUCCAGGUGGCCUGGAGGGUCUACGGGAACACCGUCACCAGCCUCUACUAUCGGCAAGGUGCUGGAGGACAGAAUGGAGAAACUCCAGAUGGCUCUUCACACUUUUCUAUGUGGGAGAGCACAAGCAACACAAAUACAAAAACACAUCGAGAGUAACAACAGAGGUGACCAAGCCAGGCUCCUGCUGCACCAGGAGCGCAGAGGAUGGGGAUGCUUGCCUGCCUGCCCACUCAGAGGCCUUGCUGAUUCAGUGCAAAGGGAAAGUGCAAUCAAAAUUGUCAUCUCUCCCAUGCUAUGGUUUAGUUGCUGGCCAUCACUGGUGCUGUGAGGACUGCUCCUAUCCAUCCAGUUGCCAAGCUCUGAAUCUCAGGAUUGCUUUACUCAGGUUCGGGAAGCUGCAAUUCCCCCCCCACCAGCCCCCAAUUACAUUAUUUCCAUUGUUCUUCUACAUGCGACAAACCUAUCUGCAGACUGACCUCCAGCCUAUCUUUUCUCAGCAUUAAAUUGCUGGCACAGACCUCAUUUCUUUCUGUUGUGGUUCUUGAAGUCCUCUGGCCCUGAGCCAGCAUCUGCUUAGAAAGGACACAGGCUCAUUUUUCCAGUUGAGCAUGAAUCAUCAGUUGCCAUCUUAUUCUGAGUAGUUUUUUGGCCUAACCUAAACUGUAGCCUGAGUCAGCAGUAGCCAGGUAUAUUGGCCCACAGCUUGAGAACUUGAAGAUAUAUGGCCGAUCAUUGGGGAUUCUCAGAAUUGUUCUUUACAUUCGGUAGGAUUGGAGAAAUCUAGCCUGGGCAUUUUUUUAAAAAAAAUGUCUUCCUACCUCUGUCAGCUUUGUAAGUAGUAUGGGCUAAUGACUUUCUGGAGCUCAACACUUUCUAGAAUAGCUCUGCUCGCAACCCAUAAGCCCUUGUGCUUAUGACUUGAAGGACUGAGAUGAAGCUGCUCUAUAAUUGUGUGAUCCAAGAAGUGCUGAUGCAAUACCAAGCUUUUCUUUUCUCUGCUGUGUGCUGCCACUUAUUGCAGAGUUUGUAAUAUACAGAUUAUAAAGAUGUAAUUAAAAAAAAAACCCAAAAGUAGCUUGGUUGUUAUUGUAGCCAUUGCAUGUGAACUGCAUUUUAUUAGUUAAGGGCCAUGCUACCUACUGAGCAGAAAAGCAUCCACAUUUUUAUUUAAAAAAAAUUAAAGGGGAGGCGUGCAACUUUUCCAUGUUCUUCUCCUAAAUUUCUCUCCAUGGACCUAAUACUAAUUUUAAAUGGAAGUUAACAAUGUUUUUGCCCUAUCAGC